AUGGUUACAACCAGAACGCGUACGUAUGCAGCUGUAGCCAGCUCACCUCGGACUCCCAACAGGCGCACACUCCUGGAGGAAGCGGCCGAGCUUGGUGCGGCCUUGGGCUCCAGCCCGAAGGACACCCCAUCAGCAAAUAACACCACGGUGUAUUCAGGUCUCGGUGAGUUACCGAUUGGAUCUCAGCCUGCGGUUGAUCUCGAAGCUUUUAGACCCCCAGCUCCUCCUCGAUUCUCACCCGAGCACAUGGAGGAAGCCACGCACCUCGAGUUAGGAGGGUUGCGCAGGUCUGGAGGGCGGGUUAUUGCGCCGACAGUGCCGGUAGCCCCGACGCUCGAGCGGUCGAGCUCUUCGGAGGUCGCACACAGUCUCGCGUCAACGGAAUCGUCUGGCUUGUCCAGCGUUUCGAGCGUCUCAUCGGAGCCGGAAGCUUCGGAUGAGGAUCGGGGCACUCAAAUCCCCGAUCUGAUUCCAGCUGACCACCCGAUUGAGGUUAAUUCCCCGGCUGUAAUGCCGAUGGGUCCAAGCUCGAGUGACCACUCGCUUGAAGACCGUGCAUCCCACGCCUCAGAUCAUAGCGCGCACGAGGACAUCAGGGAAAACCCCCCGGGAUGA
Messenger RNA from Gloeophyllum trabeum ATCC 11539, 615 nucleotides. RefSeq lists its product as uncharacterized. The record is from RefSeq and is a predicted model, not a curated record. The transcript has a single exon. Lineage: Eukaryota; Fungi; Basidiomycota; Agaricomycetes; Gloeophyllales; Gloeophyllaceae. Bases 1 to 615 code for a protein of 204 amino acids.